Molecule: messenger RNA, 2114 nt
Organism: Chanos chanos (milkfish)
Lineage: Eukaryota; Metazoa; Chordata; Actinopteri; Gonorynchiformes; Chanidae
Gene: ppil4
Product: peptidylprolyl isomerase (cyclophilin)-like 4
Exons: 13
Coding region: 20-1465 (481 amino acids)
Biological process (GO): protein peptidyl-prolyl isomerization
Cellular component (GO): nucleus
Molecular function (GO): peptidyl-prolyl cis-trans isomerase activity; RNA binding
Source: RefSeq, a predicted model, not a curated record
ACGUGAUGUUUGAACAAGAAUGGCGGUGUUACUAGAAACAACACUGGGAGAUAUCGUGAUUGAUCUGUAUACGGAGGAGAGACCUAAAGCCUCCUUGAACUUCCUCAAGUUAUGUAAAAUCAAAUACUACAAUUAUUGUCUCGUUCAUAAUGUUCAGAGAGAUUUCAUUUUACAGACAGGGGACCCCACGGGUUCUGGUCGUGGAGGAGAGUCAGUGUUCUGUAAACUAUAUGGGGACCAGGCACGCUUCUUUGAUGCUGAGAAAGUGCCCAGAAUCAAACACAAAAAGAAAGGGACUGUUUCCAUGGUGAACAAUGGCAGUGACCAGCAUGGAUCUCAGUUUCUGAUAACCACAGGGGAGAACCUGGACUACUUGGAUGGGGUUCACACUGUUUUCGGGGAGGUGACAGAGGGCAUGGAUGUCCUUGCCAAAAUCAACGAGACUUUCGUGGACAAGGACUACGUUCCUUUCCAAGACAUCAGGAUAAAUCAUACUGUGAUUCUGGAUGAUCCUUUUGACGACCCUCCAGAUCUGCCUGUUCCUGACCGCUCACCUGAGCCAACCAAGGAGCAGCUGGAUAGCGGUCGUAUUGGAGCGGAUGAAGUGAUCGACGACACAGAAGGGAAGAAGACGGAGGAGAUGGAGGAGAUGCUGAAGGAGAAGGAUGCGAAGACUCAGGCCAUUCUCCUGGAGAUGGUUGGUGACCUGCCAGAUGCGGACAUUAGGCCUCCGGAGAACGUGCUGUUUGUGUGUAAGCUGAAUCCAGUCACCACUGACGAGGAUCUGGAGAUCAUUUUCUCCCGCUUUGGUUCCAUUAAAUGUUGUGAAAUCAUCAGAGAUUGGAAAACUGGAGAGUCUCUGUGUUAUGCCUUUAUAGAGUUUGAAAAGGUGGAAGACUGUGAGAAGGCAUUCUUUAAAAUGGACAAUGUUCUGAUCGAUGACAGACGCAUACAUGUCGACUUCAGCCAGUCUGUGGCAAAGAUCAAGUGGAAAGGCAAAGGAGGGAAGUACACAAAGGAUGACUUCAAAGCUUACGAGAAAGAUCAGGAGAAUAAGGCUAAACUGGCUCUGAAAGAAAAAGUCAAGCCCAAACAAGACUCCAGGUACGACCUGCUGCUGGAUGAAGAGGAUGAAGGAGUUAGCCAUCGAAAUGCUGAGAAGAAACAGAAGGAAAAACGACAUCAUUACUCAGAUGACGAGGAUGGACGGAAGUCAAAGAAAUCAAAGGAUGGUGAUGACGGUCGGAGAGAGAAGAAAAUGGGCCGACAACGAUCUCGCUCCAGAGAUCGCGAACGUGAUAGAGAUCGAGAGCGGGAUCGGGAUCGGGAUCGAGACAGCCACCACAGCAAACACAGCAAGUCAUCACGUGACAAACAUCGAGACAGAGGUCACGGCAGAAGAGACAGGAGCCGAAGUCCGAGCCCAAAGAAAUCCAGAGACAAGGACCGUAGCCGACACCACUGACGCGACUCACCGAUGACACGUACAGCCACUGUAACCAUUCAUAAAGCCUUCAUAAACCUGAUAUAAGAACUGCCAGUAACAUCUGGUAGUAACUUAAUAAGCACUCAGAAGCAUUAGUGUUCAGAAGGGGUGUGCGAGUAUUUGUGUGUGUGUGUGUGUGGGGGUUUUUUUUUUUUUUCUUCUUCUUUUUUUUCUGACACGUGUCUCGUUGUACCUGGUCUGAGUAAUUUUGGUUUAAUGUGCUUUCAAGCUUAAACCAAACUCUCAGAGAAUUAUGUCACUUUCAUGAGGCUCUGUGAUUGGUUAGGUAUCACCAUGCUGGGUGUUAAUGAUUGGCUCAUGGCCUUCUGUGGCCCUCAUGUCACACACACACACACACACACACUCACCCAGUGUGUUGCAGUGACCCCUUCUGUGGAUCUCAAUCUGAACAGCAGUGUCAUGAGUGAAAACCUCAAAGGAGUGUUCUCUCUGCAGUAAAACAAAUAACAGAGAGAGGGAGAAAACUGCAUAAAGGGAUGAAGAUUAAGGAAUAUAAUCUGCUGGAUUUUAAACACUUCUUUGAAUUGGAUUUCUCAUGUUUAUCCCUCUGUGCUUUUUAAAGUAAAAUUUCCCCCAAUCUGAAUGUGAAAACCAUGUUGAAUUUUUG